Molecule: messenger RNA, 2001 nt
Organism: Hyla sarda
Lineage: Eukaryota; Metazoa; Chordata; Amphibia; Anura; Hylidae
Product: olfactory receptor 1019-like
Exons: 4
Coding region: 595-1518 (307 amino acids)
Biological process (GO): G protein-coupled receptor signaling pathway
Cellular component (GO): membrane
Molecular function (GO): olfactory receptor activity; G protein-coupled receptor activity
Source: RefSeq, a predicted model, not a curated record
AGGGUUCUGGAUGCAACAAAGGGCGAAUCCAAAACAGGGCUUAAUAGGGUAUUAGUCAGUUUUAUUGCGACAGAAAUGGGAUCCCCUUACUAUGAAUGAGGAAUAAGGAGAACUUAUUGAUUAGAGAUAAGCAGGUCACAUUUCCUAUGAUCCGACAUGAACCCAUACGGGGAUCAAACUGUAAUUUUAUAAAUUCCCUUUCAGUUCUACACAAAAAAUGCUACAUUUUUAGGGCAUUUUGCUCUAUUAAUCUCUCCAAUGUAGUAUAGUGGGGACAUGAAUACACAGGAGCGAUGAUGUCAUCCUUGACCACAGAAGCGAUGAUGUCACAAUGCUGUGCACCUACUGUACAGGCCGAUCAGGGAAAAAUCUCUUUGAUAGAGAGUGAAGGCGAAAGAGAAAGAUGGCUGUUCUUUCUGUUAAGGUGAAGAUUAUAAUCACGGUUUGUAUCCUGAUGCUGGCGAUCCUAGGGGCAAUCGCUUAUGGCGUCUACCGCUAUAUGAAAAAGAAAAAGAAAAAUCUAAAUAAAGAUGAGGAAGAACUAGAAGAAGUGGAAGUGUUUCUACCAGAUUCCAAGUGAUCAUACCAAUAACUAUGAAUGAGACCACCAUUCAAUAUUUCAUCAUUAAAGGAAUAUCGGAUGUCCCCGAAUUGCAAAUGACUAUUUUCACUGUAGUAUUGCUUAUUUACCUCAUCACCAUCGGAGGCAACAUGGUCAUUCUCAUACUAGUCUGCGUGGACUCUCAUCUUCAUUCACCAAUGUACUUUUUCUUAGCUAACCUGUCCAUUGUAGACAUGGCAUCCUCCACCACCAGUCUACAUAAGAUUCUUAUAAGUUUCAUUACUGGGGAUGAGACUGUUUCAUUUUACGGGUGCAUGACUCAGUCCUUCAUGUCUGGAUCCUUCACAGUCCACGAGUUGUUCAUCCUGACAGCCAUGAGCUAUGAUCGCUAUUUGGCCAUCUGCAGGCCUCUGAACUAUCAUCUCCUUAUGAACCAUAGGACCUGCAUCCUGUUGGCUUCUUCAUGUUGGACCUUGGGCUUUCUCUUUGUUAGUCCUCUUGUUGGGAUAUUAUCAAGUUUUUCUUGUUAUACGUCCAUAGAAAUCAACCACUUUCUCUGUGAUAUUGUCCCAUUGCUAAACAUCACCUGCAGUGACACCUUCAGUUUGAGCAUAUUAUUUUUCAUUGAAGGGUUAUUUCUCUUUACUGUUAUCCCAUUUAUUUUAACUUUUUUACCUUAUAUUUUUAUAAUCGUUGCAAUUAUGAAGAUCCGUACCAGUAAUGGACGACAUAAGGCCUUCUAUACAUGCUCCUCACACCUCACCGUGGUCAUCCUUCUCUAUACCCUUCUUAUUAGUCAAUAUUUGGGGCCAAGCUCGUCAAGCAACGUUGACUCCAAAAAACUCUACGCUCUGUUCAAUAUGGCUGCUGUGCCUCUAUUAAACCCAGUGAUUUAUAGCUUAAAGAACAAAGAUGUGAAGGUGGCUCUAAGAAGGAGGUUUGGACAGAAGCCGUGAAGUGGUCACACAAAUAUCAUGUUAGACUCUUCCUUAUUGUAGGUAAUUUAUAUGAGCAUUGACUGCAAGGUAAAAGGCCAAGGUCAUUGUCUUCUAACUGCAGAAUCAUCCCAGAAUGUUCUUCCUACCCUCAAAAAUGGAGAUAAGGCCCAAGGGCAAGUAGUGCUGCCUCCUAGGACCUGAAUUUAGUUCUAGGACUCCAAAGUGUACACUCAAGCCUGAUGUCUGAACUGAUUUUUUCCCCCAGAACCUUUAUAAAUACAUGAUACAGGCAAACUAACAAGACAUAUCUGGGGCUAGGGGAUGGAGUUUUGGCACCUGAGAAAAAAGGGUGGGAGGCGCCUAGAGAACCAGGAGAUGGCUUAUGAAACUGACAUGAAGGUGAUAAAGUAUUCCUGCAGUGUGUCCACUGGGAAUUGAUCAGAGUGUGUCCCAUACUGUUUCCUCCCCAAGUAUACUGUCUAAACAUAAAUCUGUCCAGGA